ACCGCCGGUCCGGUUUUCCCGCCCCGCAGCCCCCGCAGCCUUGGCCGGCGGCCACGCACUGCCAUGGUGACUGUGGGCAACUACUGCGAGGCCGAAGGGCCCUUGGGCCCGGUCUGGACGCAGGGUGGCCUGAGUCCCUGCUUCUUCUUCACGCUGGUGCCCUCGGCGCUGAUGGCCCUGGGAGCUCUGGCCUUGGUGCUGGCACUUCCCUGCAAACGUCGGGAGCGUCUUGCUGGCGCCGAUGCACUGUCUUGGGGGGCCGGUCCUCGCGUGGCUCCCUACGGGCUGCAGCUGCUUUUGGCCACGCUUCAGUUGUCGCUUCCACUAGCCAGCCUGGCUGGUCGGGUGGGCACUGCCCAGGGGUCCCCGCUGCCAGGUUAUCUACUGCUGGCCGCUGUGCUGAAGACUCUGGCCAGCGCCUGUGGCCUGUGGCUGCUUGUGGUGGAACGGAGACAGGCGCGGCAGAAGCUAGCAAUGGGCAUCUGGAUCAAGUUCAGGCACAGCCCAGGUCUCUUGUUUCUCUGGACUGUGGCGUUUGCAGCGGAGAACUUGGCCCUGGUGUCUUGGAACAACCCACAGUGGUGGUGGGCACGGGCAGACUUGGGCCAGCAGGUUCAGUUUAGCCUGUGGGUGCUGAGGUAUGUGGUCUCUGGAGGGCUUUUUGUCCUGGGGCUCUGGGCCCCUGGACUUCGGCCCCAGUCCUACACCUUACAGGUGAAUGAAGAGGAUCAAGAUGUAGAGAGGAGCCAGGUUCCAUCCGCAGAGGGGCCAUCUCAGUCUACCUGGAGAGACCUUGGCAGGAAGCUCCGCCUACUGAGUGGCUACCUGUGGCCUCGGGGGAGUCCAGCUCUGCAGUUCGUGGUGCUCAUCUGCCUGGGGCUCAUGGGAUUGGACCGGGGACUGAACGUGUUGGUCCCCAUCUUCUAUAGGGACAUAGUGAACUUGCUGACUGAGAAGGCACCUUGGAGCUCCCUAGCCUGGACUGUUACAACUUACGUCUUCCUCAAGUUCCUCCAGGGGGGUGGCACUGGCAGUACAGGCUUUGUGAGCAACCUGCGCACGUUCCUGUGGAUCCGGGUGCAGCAGUUCACAUCACGCCGGGUGGAACUGCGCCUCUUCUCCCACCUACACGACCUCUCACUGCGCUGGCACCUGGGGCGCCGCACUGGGGAGGUGCUGAGGAUUGUGGACCGGGGCACAUCCAGCGUCACUGGGCUGCUCAGCUACCUGGUGUUCAACGUCAUCCCCACUCUGGCUGACAUCAUCAUCGGCAUCAUCUACUUCAGCAUGUUCUUCAAUGCCUGGUUUGGCCUCAUCGUGUUCCUGUGCAUGAGUCUUUACCUCACCCUCACCAUUGUGGUCACUGAGUGGAGAACCAAGUUUCGACGUGCCAUGAACACACAGGAGAAUGCUACCCGGGCACGAGCUGUGGACUCUUUACUAAACUUUGAGACGGUGAAGUACUACAACGCGGAGAGUUAUGAAGUAGAACGUUACCAAGAGGCCAUCAUCAAAUACCAGGGUUUGGAGUGGAAGUCAAGUGCUUCGCUGGUGAUGCUCAACCAGACCCAGAACCUGGUGAUUGGAUUCGGUCUUCUCGCUGGCUCCCUCCUUUGUGCAUACUUUGUCAGUGAGCAGAAGCUACAGGUCGGGGACUUUGUGCUCUUUGGCACCUACAUUAUCCAGCUGUACAUGCCCCUCAACUGGUUUGGCACCUACUACAGGAUGAUACAGACCAACUUCAUUGACAUGGAGAACAUGUUUGAUCUGCUGAAAGAGGAGAAAGAAGUGAAGGACGUUCCUGGGGCCGGGCCUCUUCGCUUUCAGAGGGGCCAGAUUGAGUUUGAGAAUGUACACUUCAGCUACACUGAUGGGCAGGAGACCCUGAAGGAUGUGUCCUUCACCGUGAUGGCUGGACAGACACUCGCCCUGGUGGGCCCAUCUGGUGCAGGGAAGAGCACAGUUCUGCGCCUGCUGUUUCGCUUCUAUGAUGUCAACUCUGGCUGCAUCCGAAUAGAUGGGCAGGAUAUUUCACAGGUGACCCAGAAUUCUCUCCGAUCUCACAUUGGAGUUGUGCCCCAGGACACUGUCCUCUUCAAUGACACCAUCGCCAACAAUAUCCGCUAUGGCCGCAUCACAGCUAGGAAUGAUGAGGUGGAGGCGGCUGCUCAGGCUGCCGGCAUCCACGAGGCCAUUUUGGCUUUCCCUGAAGGGUAUGAGACGCAGGUGGGCGAGCGGGGACUGAAGCUAAGUGGUGGGGAGAAGCAGCGUGUGGCCAUCGCACGUGCCAUUCUCAAGGCUCCAGACAUCAUUCUGCUGGAUGAGGCCACAUCAGCACUGGAUACGUCUAACGAACGGGCCAUUCAAGCUUCACUGGCCAAAGUCUGCACCUCCUGCACCACCAUCAUAGUGGCACACAGGCUCUCAACUGUGGUCAGUGCUGACCAGAUCCUCGUCAUCAAGGAUGGCUGCAUUGUAGAAAGAGGACGGCAUGAAGCUCUGUUGUCUCGAGGUGGGGUGUAUGCGGACAUGUGGCAGCUGCAGCAGCAGGGACAAGAGGAAGUCUCUGAAGAUCCCAAGUCCAACUAAAUAGUGACAAAACUUGUGGCUCUUCCUAAAGGAUACCUCAAGAGGGGAAUAAACUGUAUCCCUCUUCCCUGGCAUGUUUUAACCUGGUCUUCGGGUACGGUGCUAGCUAUCACGAGGGAAAGGCACCUUUCAGGAAAGCCCUUUUGGGGGAAUAAAAAUGUGGACUGUGA
Messenger RNA from Talpa occidentalis (Iberian mole), 2759 nucleotides. It is a transcript of the gene ABCB6, whose product is annotated as ATP binding cassette subfamily B member 6 (Langereis blood group). The record is from RefSeq and is a predicted model, not a curated record. Gene Ontology annotation, cellular component: membrane. Gene Ontology annotation, biological process: heme transport; transmembrane transport. Bases 64 to 2589 code for a protein of 841 amino acids. Gene Ontology annotation, molecular function: ATP hydrolysis activity; heme binding; ABC-type heme transporter activity. Lineage: Eukaryota; Metazoa; Chordata; Mammalia; Eulipotyphla; Talpidae. The transcript has 19 exons.